AUGGCUGAAACUGGGGAAAAAACGGAUAUAGCUUUUAGGAAUCUGGAAUCACGAUCUAAAUCAUCUGUCAUGAAAAGAUUGAUUUUUUGUUUCAAUAAAACAUAUAAACGUGAGAAACAAAUUGAUUCAGCAGUGGAAAAUUUAAUCAUAAAUAAAGAUACUGAAAUUGGUGAAAAGAAAAAUGAUACCAAUAAACAAGAAAUAGAAGGUGAAACAAAGAAAAAAUUAAAAAUACAUGAAAGAAUUCAAAAGAUACCAAGUAACCUUAAAGAUUUAGUCAUUGAUUCAUCUGAAAGUGGUUACUAUUAUUGGAUUGGAAUAGUUACAAUCACAGUACUUUACAAUGCAAUUGUUUUACCGAUGAGAUCUGCAUUUACUCAAUUUCAUGAAUUAAGUCCUAUCACUUGGAUGGUAUUAGACUAUUGUAUUGAUUGUGUCUAUUUUAUGGAUAUAUUUGUUGGAUUACGUACAGGUUACUUAGAAGAAGGUUUAUUAGUACGUGAUAAAGAGAAAUUAAAACAAGCUUAUAUUAAACGGCGACAAUUUAUUAUUGAUAUAAUGACAAUUUUACCAACUGAUUUAUUUUAUUUUAUACCAGUAUUAAAUCAUUAUGCUUCAUGGUUAAGAUUUAAUCGUUUAAUGAAAAUUUAUAGAUCAUUUGAAUUUGUUGAUAGAACUGAAACACGUACAAAUCGACCAAAUUUAUUUCGUAUUUCAAUGCUUACUACUUAUAUAUUAGUGUUAAUUCAUUGGAAUGCAUGUAUUUAUUUUGGAUUUAGUCGUGUUACUGGUUUAAGUUCAGAUUCAUUUGUCUAUCCACCACGUUCCAGUGAUGAUACAUCAGAUGAAUUUCAAAAUUAUACAGAACAAUGGGAUCGAUUAUUUUCUCAAUAUGUUUAUAGUUUCUAUUGGUCUACAUUAAUCUUAACAACAAUUGGAGAAACACCAAAACCAGUACGAAAUGCUGAAUAUAUUUUUAUCACUAUUGAUUUUCUUGUUGGGGUAUUAAUUUUUGCAACUGUUGUUGGUAAUGUUGGAGCAAUGAUAACAAAUAUGAAUGCAGCUAGAACAGAAUUUCAAAAUAAAAUGGAUGGUGUUAAAAGAUAUAUGGAAUUUCGUAAAGUUAACAAAGAAUUAGAACUUCGAGUAAUUCGAUGGUUUGAUUAUUUAUGGACUAAUAAACAAUCAUUAGAAGAGGAUAGUCUUAAUGCUUUACCAGAUAAAUUAAAAGCUGAAAUUGCUAUUCACGUUCAUUUUGAUACAUUAAAACGUGUUAGCAUAUUUAAAGAUUGUGAUCCUGGUCUUCUAGUGGAAUUAGUACUUAAACUUCAAUUACAAGUAUUUUCACCAGGUGAUUAUAUAUGUCGAAAAGGUGAUAUUGGCAAAGAAAUGUACAUAGUUAAACGUGGUAAAUUAAGUGUAGUAUCUGAAGAUGGUAAAACUGUAUUUGUUACACUUGGUGAAGGUUCUGUAUUCGGUGAAAUAUCUAUAUUAAAUAUAGCUGGCAAUAAAACAGGUAAUCGUAGAUCAGCAAAUGUACGAUCUGUUGGUUAUUCUGAUUUAUUCUGUCUUAGUAAAGAUGAUCUUUGGGAUGCAUUAACUGAAUAUCCAGAAACUAAAACAAUACUUAUGCAACGUGGUCAAGAUAUUUUACGUAAAGAUAAUUUAUUAGAUGAAGAUGUAUUACGUAAAGCACAAGAACAACAAGAAUCAAUUGAUCAAUGUGUUCAACGUAUUGAUGGUACAGUAAAUCAAUUAACAACACGUUUAGCUAGAUUAAUUGGUGAAUUUGGUGCUAGUCAAGCAAAAUUAAAACGUCGUUUAGCUAGAUUAGAACAAGAAUAUGAUAUGAAUUCAUCAUUUUUAGUACAAGAUAACAAUACUAAUAAUAAUAAUAACACUCCUAGAUAUAGAAAAUAUAGUGAACAAUUAACAAAUGAUAGUCAAUUACAAAUUAAUACACAAUUAGAUAAUAAUCGAAAAUCAAUUCAAACAAUAAAACAAAAACAAGGUAGUAAAUUAAAAAUUAAUCAAAAACAACAUAAUAUAUCUAAUAGCAGUUCAACAUCAUUAUAUGAUAAACGUGAAUCAUUAAGUUCAUUAGGAUCUAAUAUAACAAAUGAAACAUUACCAUCUAUACAAGAUGAUGAAUAA
This is a messenger RNA of Schistosoma spindalis, 2154 nucleotides long. The record is from the annotation of a GenBank genome assembly. NCBI's taxonomy places the organism in Eukaryota, Metazoa, Platyhelminthes, Trematoda, Strigeidida, Schistosomatidae.